AUGUUCGCCUUGAAGCGACAGACGCAGGCUGUGGCGCUGCGCGCCAACCCAACGACCGCCCUCCUCCCACUACGAGCCGCGAACGCCGCCUUCAUAUCGAAUUCCACCAAGAAGCCCGCUGAGGCUGUACCGAACCGAGCGAUUGGUCCCGGCAAUGUACAGGGCAAUCCAGGACCACCACCGAGCAUGAAGGCAGUUGUGAACAAGGAGAACGUGGAGGUGCCACUCCCAAGUCAAGAGGGCAACAAGAGCGCGGUACAAUACGCACUCACAACCCUCGAUAUCAUCGCCAACUGGGCACGACAGGGUUCUCUCUGGCCCAUGACUUUCGGACUGGCUUGCUGCGCCGUCGAAAUGAUGCACCUUUCCACGCCACGAUACGAUCAGGAUCGCCUCGGUAUCAUUUUCCGUGCCUCGCCCCGUCAAUCCGACGUCAUGAUCGUAGCAGGAACUCUUACGAACAAAAUGGCUCCGGCUCUGCGACAAGUCUACGAUCAGAUGCCCGACCCACGAUGGGUCAUCAGCAUGGGUAGCUGCGCCAACGGUGGUGGCUACUACCACUACAGCUACAGCGUGACGAGAGGAUGCGACCGAAUCGUACCCGUCGAUAUCUACGUGCCUGGAUGCCCUCCCACAUCCGAGGCGCUCAUGUACGGCAUUUUCCAGCUGCAAAAGAAGAUGAGGCAUACCAAGAUUACAAGGAUGUGGUACAGGAAGUAA
Zasmidium cellare ATCC 36951 is the source of this 720-nucleotide messenger RNA. RefSeq lists its product as uncharacterized. The record is from RefSeq and is a predicted model, not a curated record. Lineage: Eukaryota; Fungi; Ascomycota; Dothideomycetes; Mycosphaerellales; Mycosphaerellaceae. The coding region runs from base 1 to 720 and encodes 239 amino acids. Gene Ontology annotation, molecular function: NADH dehydrogenase (ubiquinone) activity; 4 iron, 4 sulfur cluster binding; quinone binding. The transcript is spliced from 3 exons. Gene Ontology annotation, biological process: mitochondrial respiratory chain complex I assembly; electron transport coupled proton transport; aerobic respiration.